Messenger RNA from Sorex fumeus (smoky shrew), 936 nucleotides. RefSeq names its product olfactory receptor 6C2-like. Gene Ontology annotation, molecular function: olfactory receptor activity; G protein-coupled receptor activity. The record is from RefSeq and is a predicted model, not a curated record. Bases 1 to 936 code for a protein of 311 amino acids. The transcript has a single exon. Gene Ontology annotation, biological process: G protein-coupled receptor signaling pathway. NCBI's taxonomy places the organism in Eukaryota, Metazoa, Chordata, Mammalia, Eulipotyphla, Soricidae. Gene Ontology annotation, cellular component: membrane.
AUGAGAAACCAUUCCUCUGUCACAACAUUUAUCAUAUUGGGAUUGACAAACGACCCACAACUAGAGAUUGUGGUUUUCAUCUUUCUGUUUAUCACAUAUUUGUUAAGUGUGCUUGGGAAUCUGAUCAUAAUAGUUCUUAUCUUGGUGGAUUCUCAUUUAAAAAUAGCUAUGUAUAUUUUUCUUCAAAAUUUCUCUUUCUUAGAACUCUCAUUCACUACUGCCUGUGUCCCCACCUACCUACACAUCAUUAUAAGUGGUGACAAGACCAUCUCUGUCAAGGCCUGUUUCAGUCAAAUCUUUUUUAUUGUCCUCUUUGGAGCUACAGAAUUUUUUCUCUUGGCUGCGAUGUCCUAUGAUCGCUAUGUAGCUAUCUGCAAACCCCUGCAUUAUGCGACCAUUAUGAACAGCAAAGUCUGCAGAAAUCUCAUCAUCUGUUGUUGGGUAUUUGGCUUAUUGAUUAUUUCCCCACCCCUUGGCUUGACCCUAAAUCUGGAGUUCUGUGGUUCUGUUAUUGAUCAUUAUUACUGUGAUGCUUCUCCAAUACUCAGUAAUUCUUGUUCAGAUACUUGGUUCAUAGAGCAACUGGUUGUUGCCUGUGCUGUGCUGACUUUCAUCCUGACCCUUGUGUGUGUGGCUGUAUCCUACAUCAGCAUCAUCCGGAUGAUUCUCAGACUGCCCUCUGUUCAGCAAAGGAAGAAAGCUUUCUCUACUUGUUCUUCUCACAUGUUUGUGGUUUCCCUCAGCUAUGGCAGUGCCAUUUUUAUGUACAUAAAACCUUCAGCUGAGGAUGAAAUGGCUAUGAAUAAGGCAGUUUCUUUGCUGACUACAUCCAUUGCCCCUUUAUUGAACCCUUUCAUUUAUACCCUGAGAAAUAAGCAAGUAAAACAAUCUUUUCAUGACACUCUGAAAAGAUUUAUACCUCAUACUGAAAAGUAG